Messenger RNA from Paramacrobiotus metropolitanus, 1166 nucleotides. Its product is annotated as keratin, type I cytoskeletal 9-like. NCBI's taxonomy places the organism in Eukaryota, Metazoa, Tardigrada, Eutardigrada, Parachela, Macrobiotidae. The record is from RefSeq and is a predicted model, not a curated record. Bases 135 to 974 code for a protein of 279 amino acids. The transcript is spliced from 9 exons.
AUUCUUCGUACAAAUGCUGGUGUCGUCGGGAGGUGCGCAUCAUUUUACAUAUAUUUUUACACACAUUCCAUUCUGCUUAGUCGGGCGCCAUAGAUUACUAGAAAAUAGUAACUGCUAAUUUUUAUCCAAUAAAAAUGUUCGCAAUUUCCGCGGUUGUACUGCUUUUGGCCGCUGGCGGCUGUCUGAGCCAGACCAACACCACUCCCCGGCCUUCGACGUCACCGCCCAACUGCAACUGCCAGAUGCCAUCGUGGAUGACCUCGCAGAACAAUAACGGGCAGAAUUUCGCCAUGCCCAGUCCACCGCCGAUCUGCACCAAUCAGAACCGGAAUUUCACCAGCAUGUGCGAUUUGAUUAAUGCCGGAGCCACCAACCAGAAUCUGGGAUUCCGACCAUGUCAGUUCUUUAAUUCGUCUAACCAAGGAGUUUUUCCUGGUCCAAUGAUGGGCGGCAGUAUGAACUUUUCCGCUUCCGGGUUCCCAAUGCCGACCUCGAGCGGAGCGUUCCAGCAGUCAGGAUUCGGUCAGCAAUACCAAACAACUGGACAAGGAUUUAACGGGAUGCAAGGAGGACAAUUCGGCAUGCAAGGAGGACAAUUCGGCAAUCCAGGUUUCAAUGGAAUGCAGAGCAGCCAGUUCAGCGCAAAUCAAGGCUUCAACAGCGGGAACCAAGGCUUUAUGAUGGGUCCGCCGCCCGCUGGCAUGAACGGCGGACAAGGCAUGAACGGCCCACCUCCCGCUGGCAUGGGCGGUAUGCGGGGCGGGAUGAUGGGUGGCAUGGGUGGGAUGAUGAACUUCAGUAAAGCCGUGUGCCUAACCAACAAUGUUACCAUGAAUAACACCAUGCAGGCCAUCGACCAGUUUCUGCAGCAGAAUCCUUCAAUCGGAAUUCGCUGCAAGACCGCCUGCCCCUGCACUCUUCAGUGCCCACCGGACUUCAGCCAAUACCCUGGUCCACCUAUGAUGAUGUUCUAAAAAAACUUAAUUUAUCUGCACAACGCAUUUUCGGCACACCCGACAAACUUUUCGCCCGCUGCGCUUAAUGCUUAAUUGCUUUGCAAAAAAUGUACCAUUAGAUUUACUGCUUUACUUGCUUGGUGCCAGAACCAUCGCGGUUAUGAACUUAUGGCAUUUCGGAAGCAGAAAGCAAAAUGUGUUGGAAAACAA